Molecule: messenger RNA, 1845 nt
Organism: Bursaphelenchus xylophilus (pine wood nematode)
Lineage: Eukaryota; Metazoa; Nematoda; Chromadorea; Rhabditida; Aphelenchoididae
Source: the annotation of a GenBank genome assembly
AUGGCUGAAAAAGAGUUAAUCAUCGCAGAAAUUGCGCAAAGUAAGGAAGAAUAACAGACAAGUCGAAAAAUGUACAUUUAAGAGAGAAAAAAAAUAAAUCUCCGUCAAAGCUUUAUUUGGGACUUAUGACAAAAAAUGUCCUAAAAACCCCCAGUUGACACAACCCUGAUAAAAUUUUUCUAACUUCAUGUAAAUUAGAAACUACGCCUAAGUUAAAGUCUAGGAGUAGUAUUACUUACAUCCAAGAACUGUUCAAAUCGGACCAGUACAGAAUUUGUUACUUUCAAUUGAGUUCGACCAAUUUUUGGCCUCAACAUAUUCCUGUAAAACGCGAAAAUGGUGAAAGCGUAAAGGUUUCAUCAUAUAAAAUGUCGCCGCAAACCGAGAAGAGUCGGGCGCAGCUCGAAACGCGAAAAUAAUAAUCUUAGAAAAUCUCGCCAGUCCCGCGUACGCGUAAACGUCGACCACCAAAAAAAUUCCAAAAAUUGGCGUCGGAUUCAUUUCAGGUAUGUACAGAAUACUGUGUAGCGCCCUAUUUUCAUUUUUAUUCUACCAAAAUUUUAGUAAUCUUUGUUUUGACGUUAUACGGAUCAAGUUUCAGUAUUGUAAGUUUGUUUUUCAGAUGCCAUUGUUAGUCCUGACCGGGUAUCCGUGUUCUGGAAAGUCGACUAUUGCACAAAGACUCAAGGACUUCAUGAUAGAAAAUGGAAUUAAAGAUGUUUCGAUCCUAGAUGAUUAUUUUGAUUCUGAAUACGAAAAAGUAGCUGCUCAAUAUACAACAAAACGAAGAGUACGUUUGUGUAUGUAGUGAUUUGAUUUUUACAGGGUGGCGCAAAAGAAUCCUGAACUAAAGAUCGUUGAAUAACGCAAGAAGUAUGCGAACAGGGGUAGUCGAUGUUUUUUUUUGGAUUUUUGGCCCGUCUACUACCGCUGCUCGGGUAGUAGGACCCCUAUAAUUUAAGUUAGGUGCAAUUUCUAAUUUACAGCUCGUUAAAAAAGUUUCAUAAGAGUUUUGUCAGUCUUUCAAAAAAAUCUGUCGUGUACUUUGUGCAGUUAUUCAACGAUUUUUACUUCAUCCCCAUUUUUUUGCCCCUCCUUGUAGUUGACGGAUCAUAAUAAUUGCAUGCGGUCUGAAGUCCUUCGUCGGCUUUCUUCAAAUAACGCGACGUUCCUAAUUGUUGAUGCGUUAAAUUAUGCUCGAAGUAAGUUUGUAGCAUAUUAUUCGAUGUACUUAUUUUAGGUCAGAGAUACGAACUUUUUACCGUUGCAAAGAAUAUGAAGACAACGUUUGGGAUCUUGUUUUGUGAUACAGACGAGGCAACUUCCUCAUUUCUAAAUUCCCAAAAGGAUGAACCUUAUACGGAAGAGCUAAUCAAAGACCUUGUUGCGAGAUAUGAAAGACCGAACUCGCGUUUGUCCGGAGAGAAGCCACUAUUCGAGGUUGUUAUUCGAAAAGGUUUAGAAGAUGAUCUGGAUCAAUUCUCCCGUGAUGUUCGCCUUCCAUUUGAUGAUAUUUAUGACUGUCUUAUAUUAGCCAAACCCUUGAAGGAAAAUGCUUCCGUUUCUGUUUCUAAUAAGACCAGCACAUGUUUUAUGCAAGAAGUGGACAAAGCUACUCAAGCUGUGACCAAGCAGAUUCUGGCUAGUCAAGGGCAGGCCGGAAUAGGUGGUUUGGUGGUGUUUCCUUGGGAACCAGAUGUACAUUAUCAAGUAAAAAAGAUAGUUAGUCUUCCUGUUUUGAUGAGAUAUCGUACCCAGUUCCUGGACAUGACAAGAAAAAGUCUAGUCCAGUCGGGGACUUCAGUAACCAAAAUCUUUGUUGAUUAUUUGAAAUCUGUAGUUUAA